Molecule: messenger RNA, 5257 nt
Organism: Centropristis striata (black sea bass)
Lineage: Eukaryota; Metazoa; Chordata; Actinopteri; Perciformes; Serranidae
Product: vinculin-like
Exons: 22
Coding region: 207-3584 (1125 amino acids)
Biological process (GO): cell adhesion
Cellular component (GO): actin cytoskeleton
Molecular function (GO): actin filament binding; structural molecule activity
Source: RefSeq, a predicted model, not a curated record
UGCUCACCAGAGGAGACGGUGCACACCGGGGAGAGAGACGCAUGAGGGUUUCCGCGCAGGGGCUGGACUGACAACUCGGGAUUUGUCCUCCUGUCGGUGUCGGUGAGGAGAAGAGAGGGAAGGAGAGGAGAGAGAGGGGGGAUCUUCAGUGCUGGAGCGACCAGCCGCCUUUCUUCUAUCGGGGCUGCGGUAAAAAGUCGUUCACGAUGCCGGUGUUUCACACCAAGACCAUCGAGAGUAUCUUGGAGCCGGUGGCCCAGCAGAUCUCCCACCUGGUCAUCAUGCACGAGGAAGGGGAGGUGGACGGUAAAGCCAUCCCAGAUCUGACGGUGCCGGUGGCCGCGGUGCAGGCGGCAGUCAGCAACCUUGUGCGGGUGGGGAAAGAGACUGUGCAAACCACCGAGGACCAGGUGAUGAAGAGAGACAUGCCUCCUGCAUUCAUUAAGGUGGAGAAUUCGAGCUCUAAGCUCGUCCAGGCCGCUCAGAUGCUGAAGGCGGAUCCGUACUCCGUUCCUGCACGAGAUUACCUGAUCGAUGGAUCCAGAGGGAUACUGUCUGGAACGUCCGAUCUGCUCCUUACCUUUGACGAGGCAGAGGUGCGUAAGAUUAUUCGUGUGUGUAAAGGUAUCCUAGAGUACCUGACAGUAGCCGAGGUGGUGGAGACCAUGGAGGACCUCAUCACUUACACCAAGAACCUGGGACCAGGGAUGACCAAAAUGUCAAAGAUGAUCGAGGAGCGGCAGCAGGAGCUGACACACCAAGAACACAGACAGAUGCUCGUCAACUCCAUGAAUACUGUCAAAGAGCUGCUGCCUGUUCUUAUAUCAGCUAUAAAGAUUUUUGUCGCAACCAAGAGCAGUCGAGGCGCCGGUGUUGAGGAGGCAGAGAGGAACAGACGGUUUACCUUUGAAAAGAUGAGCGCUGAAAUCACGGAGAUAAUAAGAGUCUUACAGCUCACCACAUGGGAUGAAGACGCCUGGGCCAAUAAGGAUAUGGAGGCUUUGAAGAGGUCUCUGGCUUUGAUUGAGUCAAAGAUGGCACAAGCUAAAAGCUGGCUCAAAGACCCCCAUGGACAACCAGGAGACCCCGGCGAGGUCGCCCUGCGUGUGAUACUGGACGAAGCUGGUAAGGUUGGAGAGCUGUGUGCCGGGAAGGAGAGGAAAGAUAUACUGGCAACCGCUAAGGCUCUGGGGCAAAUGACUGACCAGGUUGCAGAUCUACGAGUCAGAGGCCAGGGUCCGACCCCGGGGUGUGUGCAACGUGCAGGCCAGUGCUCACAGGGCUUAGACUUGUUAUUUGGCAAAGUGGACAGUGCUGCUCGCAGACUGGAGGCUCUAAUCAAUGCCAAGCAGGCCAUUGCCAGGAGGCUGGACGCUGCACAGGCCUGGCUCGCUGAUCCUAACGGCGGUCCUGAGGGCGAGGAGAACAUCAGAGCACUACUAGCCGAGGCCAAACGCAUUGCAGAUCUAUGUGAAGACCCCAAAGAGAGGGACGACAUCCUGCGCUCCAUCAGUGAGAUCGCAGGCCUCACCGCCAGACUGGUGGAGCUACGCAGACAGGGAAAAGGUGACAGCCCGGAGGCCCGUGCAUUGGCAAAGCAGAUUGGAUCAGCACUGCUGACCCUGCAGUCUAAAACAAACCGCGCCGUGGCCAACAUGAGACCCGCCAAGCCUGCCGUCACCUUGGAGGGCAAGAUGGAGCAAGCCCUCCGCUGGGCGAACAACCCCGGAGUAGACGACAGAGGAGUAGGUCAGGCAGCAAUCAGAGGAAUGGUUGGAGAGGGGAAGAGGCUGGCAGGAGGCCUGAUAGGCCCGUAUCGGCAGGAUAUGAUUGGACGCUGCGACCGAACGGAGGCUCUAAUGACAUCUUUGGCAGACAUGGCCGGCAGGGGCGAGGCCGAGGCUCCUCAUGCACGAGCUACAGCUGCACAACUGCAGGACAGCCUGAAGGACCUGAGGCAGCACAUGCAGGAGGUGAUGACCCAGGAAGUAUCUGACGUUUUCAGUGACACCACCACCCCGAUCAAACUGCUGGCUGUGGCUGCAACAGCUCCCCCUGAUGCCCCCAACAGAGAGGAGGUUUUUGAUGAGCGUGCAGGGAACUUUGAGACCCAUGCAGGUCGGCUGGGAGCCACCGCAGAGAAAGCUGCUGCAGUGGGAACAGCCAAUAAGGGGACAGUAGAGGGGAUACAUGCUGCUGUGAAACAUGCCAGGGAGCUCACACCACAGGUGACCUCUGCUGCUCGGAUCUUGUUGAAGAAUCCGGGAAAUAAAGCCGCAUACGAGCACUUUGACACCAUGAAGAACCAGUGGAUUGACAAUGUGGAGAGACUCACUGGUUUGGUGGAUGAGGCCAUUGACACCAAAUCUCUGCUAGAUGCUUCUGAGGAUGCCAUAAAGAAAGACAUUGACAAGUGCCGAGUUGCCAUGGCGAAUGUUCAGCCCCAAAUGCUUGUUGCCGGGGCAACAAGCAUAGCAAGACGAGCUAAUCGGGUCCUGUUGGUGGCGAAGAGGGAAGUGGAGAACUCUGAAGACCCGCGGUUCAGAGACACAGUGAAACAUGCAUCAGAUAUCCUCUCCCACACCAUCUCACCCAUGGUAAUGGAUGCUAAAGCUGUGGCUGGGAACAUACAAGAUAAAGCUCUUCAGAAAGCCUAUUUGGACUCGUGUCUGAGGAUCCUGGCUGCAGUUGGAAAAGUGAGAGAAGCUUUUCAACCUCAGGAGCCGGACUUCCCUCCUCCACCACCUGACCUGGACCAGCUUCAUGUUAGUGAUGAGCAGGCACCACCUAAGCCCCCCUUGCCAGAGGGCGAGGUGCCCCCGCCUCGGCCCCCUCCUCCAGAGGAGAAGGAUGAGGAGUUCCCCGAGCAGAAGGUUGGAGAGGUGGUCAGCGAGCCCAUGAUGGUGGCGGCCAGACAGCUGCACGACGAGGCACGCAAGUGGUCGAGCAAGCCUGAGGAUGAGGAGGCAGUAGAGGAGAGGGAGGUAGAUGAUGAAGAUGAGUUUACUGAUGGUGAAGAUGACUAUGAGCCAGAACUGCUGAUGAUGCCCUCCAACCAGCCUGUCAAUCAACCCAUUCUGGCAGCUGCCCAGUCUCUCCACCAGGAGGCUCGCAAGUGGUCCAGCAAGGGUAACGACAUCAUAGCAGCAGCUAAGCGGAUGGCUCUGCUGAUGGCAGAAAUGUCUCGGCUGGUGCGUGGUGGCAGCGGAAACAAGCGAGCGCUGAUUCAGUGUGCUAAGGACAUUGCCAAGGCCUCAGAUGAGGUGACGAGACUGGCUAAAGAAGUGGCCAAGCAGUGCACUGACAGACGCAUCAGAACUAACCUGCUGCAGGUGUGUGAACGAAUCCCUACCAUCAGCACUCAGCUGAAGAUCCUUUCUACUGUCAAAGCCACCAUGCUGGGACGAACUAACAUCAGUGAAGAGGAGUCAGAGCAGGCCACAGAGAUGUUGGUCCAUAACGCCCAGAAUCUGAUGCAGUCAGUGAAGGAGACCGUCCGAGAAGCAGAAGCCGCCUCCAUUAAGAUCCGCACAGAUGCAGGGUGCACACUUCGCUGGGUGCGCAAGACCCCGUGGUACCAAUAAACAAACCUGCUUGCUGAAAUAGUAAUCACUCAGUUCAGGCGGCGCCAAUAGCACACACCUCGAGUAGAAGCAGCAGCAUGAAAACUCAUCAUGAGUAAACGUGUUUACUUCUGCAAAGAGGAAACUGGUGAAGUGGUGUGUACUGGGAGCCGGUUUCAUUUAUUCGAGCUUUGCUCUCCAGUUCUCUGUAUGUGUAACUGUGGAAUCACGUAGGAGACAGUUUUUAUUAAUAUAUAUUUUUGGUAUGUUGUGUUACAAGAAUUUAUCAAAAUCCCAGGUAUAUAUUUUUUGCAUGAAAAUUUUUUUCUAUUUUCUAAAGGCAAAUUACGACAUUAAGAUUUCUCCUAGAGGACAUUUACUUUAAAUUGAGUUUUUUUUUCAGUGGGAGUUUCUUAUUGUCUAUUGUAUAUACAGUAAUUAUUUGUUUUAAGGACAACACUCAGCUAUGAGCUUUAUACACUGAGUUAGACACUAAAGUGUGGAGUCUUGUGUGAGCUGACGAGCUCUCCUCUCUUCAUGUUUACUUUUAAUGAUAACACUGUUCUUAACUGAAGAUCUAUGAAUGCAAACGUCAUCGCUGCUGCCCGGUGAUGUUUAUACUUGAAGAACUAAAAGGUCUUCUGGAUUAAAAGUGUUAUAGGCAAAUAAUAAAGUUACAAAAGUGAUUGUAUAAUUUAAAAAAAUAUAUAUGGUUGUCAAUAAAUAAUAAUAAUGUUGAUUGCAGAAAGUUGAGACUUAAUAGAUAAAAGGCUUUCAGAUACAGUUGCAGUAUGAGUGACAGUAAGUCGAGAUGUUUUUAAUGGUUUUUUGAGUUGACUUUAUUUAUCUUUAACAGUGAACAAUGCCAAAGGAUUUUUUUCUGUUACUGUAAGCUUCAUCUGAACACUUAAAAUCCAGGUAAUUACAAACAACAGACAAUUUUAUUUAGAGAUGCUGAAGUACUUUUUGAGGUCUGUUAUUUUUUUAGCAAAAAAAAGAGAAUGUUUUCUCUUUUUUUAACUGAUUGUAGUGCGUUGUUUCUGCACUAUCUCUGUAACAGUUGAACUGUUUGGGUAUUUAAUUCAAAAUUCAUCAAAACUGACUUUUAGACCGCCAUUCAACUUCCUGCUUUUAGACUUUUCUCCAUGUGUGUCCCACUCUGAUACAGAUUUUCUAGACGACCCCGGUGGUUUGAGAACAAAUGUGAAAUCAGGCAUUGAUGCCAGUCUAUUUUUUUUUUUUUUUUAAGUGUUUAGGUGUUUUGUCUAGAUAAUGACACAGCAGUUUCAGGAUUAAUGAUUAGUAACUCAAUAUUAAACACAAUCAGAUCAACCAAUACAUAUUUUUAUUCCCUUAACAGUAUUUCAUCCACAUUUUUACAAUGGCUGGGCAAAUUUAACUAUUAAAUGGAGAAUGUGUAUGUGUGUGUAUGUGUGAAGCCUCUUCACUUAAUCAGUAUUAGUGAGCGGUCCCCUUGGUGGUUAGGGACGGAGCUCUUAAUGUUAACUUGCAUUUUCAUCUUUAUUUGGGCCUACUGAGCAUGUAGCAGUCACUGACCCCUCACUGAGAGCGACAGGGUGUACUUCUGUGUGUACUUGAUGUGUUCAUUCACACCCUGAAUGUAUUCUGAUAGCUUCUCACCCUGCCAACACAUCUGCUGUGCCUUGGAAGAAUAAAAUAUAUAUAAUAAUGAC